Messenger RNA from Megalopta genalis, 6527 nucleotides. Lineage: Eukaryota; Metazoa; Arthropoda; Insecta; Hymenoptera; Halictidae. The record is from RefSeq and is a predicted model, not a curated record.
UAAAUAUAUUAUAUCCAUUUAUAUAGGGUGUACAUUUUUAGAUUUUGUGCUACGUGAGAAAUAUUGUAAACUAUAAUUAAAAAUCAUUUAGUUUAUAACGUUCAAUCUAAAAUACUUAUUGCAAUAUUGAAGUAUACCUUUAAAUUUUAAUGCAGAAUAAAGAAAAAUAUUGAAAGUGAAUAUUAUAUUACUUUGUGAACAUUCAUAAUUCAUUGUUUUGCGCUGGAGUCUAAUAAAAAACGGAGAAAAUGAAGAAAAAAGAUUGGUUUUAUACCUCAUUCAAAUUUAAGCGAACCGAAAGCUAAAUUUUGAUCACGUCACAUAAAUAAUGAUGCGACUGUGAACAGAUGCGUGUAUACGCGCUUGUAUAUGCAACACGUAUAUGUUCAGAUAUGUGCAACUAUAUACGUAUAUAUGUACAGUUUUGUCUUCCAAUCGUCUCGCAAUUCAGCAGGCGCGAUGCAACAUUAAGGAAGUCAGAGAAAGAUUGUGUUUAUUCUAAUUGGUUACCGAUUCGCUAUUACAAUAGUGCUGCCCUCACGGCCAUAAACAAAAAGAGGUAGUGGUGAGCGAGCGAGAGGGCACACGUGCGCACUGCGCACAAAUAUAUGUGAUCGAACAGACUACGGACUUAGGAAUUUCUAAUUCCGUGAAACAAACGGACCUGCAACAUAAGAUAACUUGUCUUACUCUUAUUGUUCAUGUUUUUUUCAAUAACAAAAGCCUGCAAUACAAAACGAAAAUAUUAUAAAAGGCGCGUAUUAAGUUUCGUUUAACUUAAUUUAUGUAUACACUAUCUGUCCGGCUUCAUACAUGAAAGUUUGCUUUGGUUCUGUCUUCCUCAUUCAUCAGUUUUUCUCUUUCUUGAAGGAUUGCGCGCGAUUGUAUGCGCGUUGAAAUAGUAGGGGUAAAAACCGUGACGCUGGAGAGAUCGCCUAGCCGAGCGCGACAUUGGAGAGGCAAUGUUGUACUUGAUAGGUUUCUCGCGUAAUGUGGGAUCUAUGAAAAAGAUUCACGUGGGGGACCUGUUCAGGAUUCGAACUCUGAUAUCGUCUGUACGAGGCAAGAGUACUAUAUAGUGUGCCAUCGAAGCUCCACUGUUCUUUCUUAUUUUUCCGGGUCUUUUCUUUGGCUGUAUUCGCCCAUAGGAGGCGCUCGGAAUAAUCAGUGCGAAGAAGAGCGUACAAGUGAAACGAUGUUGUAACUAACGGCCAAAAUGGAAGAGCAAAGCGUUCACAGCAGUAUCAGUGAUAUAAAUAGUGAAGAGGCAGUUAGAAGUGAGCCUGUAAUUAUUCCACGUAAAAAGCGAAUAUGCUUAAUUGGUGCAGCUGGAGAUGAUCCUGCACUUGGUGCUGCUGCUCAGCAGUUUAGUGUACCUGUCCUUAAAUCAGAAACUGGUUUAGAAUAUGUAGAAGAUACAACAUAUUGUACUUAUUUUAUAUUAAAACAGUUUGAGGGACCUGAAUAUGAUGCUCUCCAUAAAAGUGCUCAUAGAAUAUUGGGACCGACGGCGCUUCUGCAAUUGGCAGAAAGAAAGGACACAUUACCUAGUAUUAACAGACCUAUGUAUACACAAGCUAUGGUAGGCAUGGUGGUAGUAUUUACUGGAUUUAGGAAAAAGGAUGAAUUGACUAAAUUGAUCAACAUGAUCCAUAACAUGGGUGGAAGUAUUAGAAAAGAAAUGGGUGCAAAAGUGACGCAUCUCAUUGCUAAUUGUUGCGGUGGAGAUAAGUAUAGAUAUGCUGUCACAUUUCGGGUACCAGUAAUGUCUAUGGAUUGGGUGACAGCUUUAUGGAAUGCCAAAAACGAUAUUUUCAUUUAUGGAAAUAGUGAAGAACUGAUCACUACUUAUAAGCUGAAGCCAUUUUUUGGUGCAAAAGUAUGUUUCUUUGGUUUCCCCGAAGAAGAAAAACGUCACAUGUGUGAAGUUUUGCAACAACAAGGUGGUGAAUCUACUGAAAUUGACGAUCCAAAUUGUACACAUGUGGUAACAGAUGUAGGAAGUGGUGAAUACAAGAAACGCAACAAUGCUUUUGACAUGCUAUCAUACACUAAAAAUCCUAAUUACAUUCCACACUAUUACACAAAAACAAAACCAUUUUCCUUUACCUUUUACAAUCCAUAUACUAAUACUAUCCCUAACACAAAAACAGUAAAUUUAUCACAUACCUGCAAUAUUAAUUACGCGAAAAUGUCAACAAAAUUGAACACUAAAUAUUUCUUGCAUCGUUUGUCUUCUUCUUUGCCACAGUCUCUAGACUACAAAGAAAGUAAAUUUAAUUAUUCCAAUUCAGAUAAUAUUAGUCAAGACUCGGCUAUUUGUAUGGAUGAUAAUUUCUGUGAUGGUACAAAUUUACCAGAUGAGUCUUAUAUGUCUGAAUUUUCUAUUCCACGAGCAGAUUCAGGCAUUGAUAUGUCUUCAACAAAGAACUCUUACAACAAAACUCAAGCAAGAGGUUUAAUUGUAUCAGAACAAACUAAUUUUCCUGCAAUACUUACGACAUUGGAUUCUAUAUUUUUAUCUUCAUUAGCUAACAACGCAAAGAAGCCAGAAGAUACUAUAUCUGAUAUUUCAUGUGAUAAUACUGGUAAUGAAAAUGUAGAGGAUGAAUUGAGGCCUCAUAACUUCCAAUCUUCUACACUCUGUAAAAAAAGAAUUAUUCCAUAUGCAAAUAAUCACCAUUUUGAUACCAAGUCACAAUUGUUGAAAUCUUGCAAAAAUGCACAGUAUUCGCAGAGCUCUCUUUUUCUUAAUAGGAAAAUUAUAACUCCUAGACGGUAUAUUAAAUGGCGAAAAGUAAAGUCUUGCGUUGCAAUUCAUAAAAUUGAUUCUCCAGACAAAAUUAAAUUUAAAAGAAUUUAUUCUCACCCUAAUUUAUUUAGACGAUUUGACGCGGAACUUAAUGAUUCUCUUUUACAUAACCCUCUAACACCAAUGACAAAGAAAAAAAGUUUUUUGAAUACACGUAAAUUGAGUUCAUCUAUGUUGUCAAAGCUUAGCCAUAUAAAUUUGCCAUUAUUUAAACAGUAUGUAGUUAGUCCUUCCAAAAAGACUCUAGAAACUCAUCCGAGACAGAAAUAUACUCCCUUGCCAAGUCCUCUCCCUGUACUUGCAAAGGUAGCAAAGUUAUCAAGUACUGAAUAUGGUUUGAGAAGUACGUUUACAUCUUGCGGAAAAUAUUUGAAUCUUUCUUCUAAAACUUGUGAUUCAGAAGAUGAUUAUGUAAAAUGUGAACAAUCAGAGGACACACAAUUAUUCUCGGUUGUGGAUGAAUCAAAUGUGAAUGCAUUACCGGAUUUGGCUUCUGUAAGAGCUCAUAUCGUAAAAGCUGAAUGGUUUUGGACAUCUGUGCAAAAUGAGGGUGCGGCUGAUGAAAAGGAAUAUUUAUUUGAAGAUUAUUUGGAAUCUGUUCUAUCGCCAACGAUAUCAUCUAGACGUGAUAGCCAACAAACAACUACUCCAAGCACAGCAUCUACAAGACGAAAACGUAAACGACUAGCAGAAACUUUGUCUAGUUUGGUUCAAAACGGAGCAGAUUCACCAGCUCUACAUAAAAGGCGAUCCAGCAUUAGUGAUGCCGGUCUUUUGAGUGUUAGUGGAAGCUUUCUUGAUUGCACAGCAAGCCCAGAUAAGCCAUUACUUGAUGAAGUGGAAGCUGUGAAUACUGAUAGCUCUAGAAAAAAUUUAUCACCUCGUCAUCAAGUUUUCUUAGAGUUAGUGCAAACUGAGUCGAAUUAUGUUGGCAUUCUCAGUACAAUUAUGACGUUGUUCAAAUCACCAUUAGAAGAUCUCAUAGAUACAAGUGGCGAGUUGUUAAACGGUACAGAAGCUAAAAUUAUAUUUGGUAAUUUUCCACCUAUUUAUGACGUUCAUAAAAAGAUGUUAGAAGAAUUAAGAUAUAGUGCAACACACUGGAUGGAGGACAUUAGUAUAGGCAAUAUAUUUCUAAAGUUUGCACCAGACCUAGUCAAGGCAUAUCCACCGUAUGUCAACUUCUUCGAAAAUACAAAGGAAAUGCUCGACCAAUGUGAUCAAAAUAAACCGCGAUUUCAUGCCUUUUUGAAGGUUUGUCAGACAAAACCUGAAUGUGGCCGACAAAGUUUGAAGGAGUUGUUGAUUAAACCAGUACAAAGGUUACCCAGUAUUAGUCUAUUAUUAAAUGAUAUCCUUAAACAUACAAAUAAAAAUAAUCCAGAUCAUAGCGCAUUGGAGUUAUCAAUUAGCAGUAUUAAGGAAGUCAUGACGUACAUAAAUGAAGAUAAAAGAAAAACCGAAGGUCAAUUAGUUAUGUUCGACAUUUUUAAUGAAAUUGAUAAUUGUCCGCCGCAUUUAGUUUCCUCACAUCGAUCAUUUAUUGGUAAAUGCGAUGUGAUGGAACUUAGUGAAGGUUUGAGUGGGCGUGGUGAUCAUUUAGUCUUAUUUCUGUUCACUGAUACACUCGAGAUAUGUAAAAAAAGAUCAAAAGCCUUCAAUUCAUUAAAAAGUCCUAAUACAGCAAACGGAUUGCAUGCAACCAAAUUAAGUCAAGGAAAACCAUAUAAACAUAUUAAAAUGUUAUCACUCAGUACAAUAAAAAAAGUUGUGGACAUACGAGAAACUGACGAAUGUCAUAAAGUAUUUGCCUUAAUGGUGAGAAGUAAUCAGGAGUUAAAAGAAAAGCUAUUUUCAUUUACGAUUACUGAUGAAGAAGUAAAUAAAACAAAUUAUUUACGGACUUUGUGUAGGCAAAUGGCGAAUACAGUAUGUAAAGCUGAUGCGGACACGUUCCUGAUAAGUCUUGAUUCGCAUCAACUUGAAAUUGACACAAGUGAUGUAGCAUUAGGAACUUUAAGUAAAGCAUUUAAGUUUGCGUCUCGUACAAGGAUGAAAGUCGGCAGAGCGUUUAGUUUUAACAAAACUCCAAGUAAACUGAAAAGAGCAAUGUCAACAAUGAUGUCACCAUUUGGAUCAACGAAUAGUCUGACUCCUGCAAGUCAACAGCUAGCACAGAUGCGGCUUGCUAGUUGCAACAAUAUUAACGAGCUGGGUAAUGGUGGUUCAGGCUCGCCAUCUAGAGAUGAUGUUCUAGUAGCACCCAUGUCGGUUCAGCCGACACGAAAGGCCAAAUGCAGUUCCCUCAGUAUGGCUUCGUUAAGAAGGUUGUAAUUAGUAUGUCAAAAGCAAUGCAAUUUUUUCUCUCACUGCUAUUGCAUAACCACAUUUGGUCAUCUUGCCCAUUGUUAUUGUGCCUUAAAUUUCUUUCAUUUUAUGUUUAUUCGUAUUUUAAAACACAAUAAUUAAGAGAUCCAUAUACGUAAAUAUUCUUUGCACAGUGAUAUAAGCAUAUCAGUAUACAGAUGCAUAAAAUCAUUUGAUUUUCAGUAAUUCUAAAGACUGGAUUGAAAUUUCUAGUUAUAUGUAUAUUUCAAAUAAUGUAAAGUAAUUAUUACUAAAUAGACUGUAAAUGUGUUGCAGAAAUUUAUUAGUUCAUUUGGAGAGACUCAAAUGAAGACUUAUGAAUAACAUGUCGUAAUUUAUGUUAUGGAUUAAAAUACUCAUAUUUGGUCAGGAAUAGCCUUCCAUAUUCAUUGUAAAACUUGCAUUUUUUUUCAAGUACAGUGUUCACUGUUAUUUACUUUUGAUCAUAUCUAAUGACAUUCUCUGGUGUCGAGCUUCGUGUGUAUAUACAUUUUUGAAACAGAAACAAAAUUGAUGUGUAAUGUUUUUUGCGGUUUAUAUUGUACAAUACAAUAGUUUGCAAUAACUUUUCUCUUAGGAUCAUGAUUACUCUUAAGUAUCCAAUUAGUGUUUUCAACCAUUGUAGAAACGAUACUAACAAUGGUGACUAUUAGCAUUACUUACAUGGUCAUAAUAACAACUAAUUUAAUAUGUAGCUUAACUAAUACAUAUUUAUUUAACGAUUUUAGGUUUUCAUUCUAUGCAGUUUGUAUUCCUAAACUGAACGUCCUCGCUUGUUACAUUCUUUUGGUUUGACGCAAUACAAUACUUGUAUUUAGUGUUUUCUGUCAAUAUUUGUUUUAUAUUUAAAUCUCUUCACCAACUCGAUUUACAUUUUUUAGAUAAAUUUUACUUCAGAAUACUAUGUAAAACAUGCCAUCGAAUUGGAAUGUGUUCAGUAUUUGUUUAUGAUAAAAGAGUUGGUGUAGUUUUUUUGUGUUCCAUAUAUUUCCAUAGUCAUUUUGACUUUGCUUUGUUUAUCCUCCAGAAAUUGUUCAGACGAAGUCAUGCAGGACAAAUCCGAUCUUUGAACUACAGGGCUUAAGUAAUACGCAAGUAUGUUGUACCUAUUUCUUUGGUGUCAGUGAAUGGUUUGUGUGAGACAUUAGAGAGGCUUGGAUAUGUUGAUGGGAAGAUAGAAAAUAUUUGUGCAAACAACAGAUGAAAGAUAAAUAUCUGUUAAUUUUCUAAAACUGACGUUCAAUUUUCUACUUGCCUUGUGCCAACAGAACCAUGUGUGUUUUAUAGAGAAAAUGUACAUUGCCAUUUAUGCUUUAAGAAGCUACAAUUAUAUUAUGUAUAUUAACGA